Molecule: messenger RNA, 1149 nt
Organism: Colletotrichum tamarilloi
Lineage: Eukaryota; Fungi; Ascomycota; Sordariomycetes; Glomerellales; Glomerellaceae
Exons: 4
Coding region: 1-1149 (382 amino acids)
Biological process (GO): ergosterol biosynthetic process
Cellular component (GO): endoplasmic reticulum
Molecular function (GO): sterol 24-C-methyltransferase activity
Source: RefSeq, a predicted model, not a curated record
AUGGUUGGAACUAUUCCAGAGGAAGGGCAGAUGCUCUUGGCCAAAGAUGCCACGUUUGAGAAGAUUCUCCACAAGGGAACGUCCAAAGACGUCGGCAUGUCAGCAAUGUUGAAGAAGGACUACGAAGCCCAGAAGGCGGCCACGGACGAGUACUUCAGUCAUUGGGAUAAUAAGAGCGCACAAAAAGAAACGAAAGAAGACCGUGAUGCUCGUACAGCAGAUUACGCUUCUCUUACUCGGCAAUACUACAACUUGGCGACCGAUUUCUACGAGUAUGGCUUCGGCCAAAGCUUCCACUUUUCUCGCCCUUCUGCCGGUGAAUCUUUCAAGCAGAGCAUCGCAAGACACGAACACUACCUCGCCCACGUUAUCGACAUUAAAAAGGAUAUGAAGGUACUGGACGUUGGCUGCGGCGUGGGCGGACCUGCUCGGGAGAUUGCCAAGUUCACAGGGGCGUACAUCACCGGUCUCAACAUCAACGAGUACCAGGUGGAACGGGCCACGAGGUAUGCUGUGAAAUCCAAGUUAGAUAAGCAGCUCCAAUUCGUCCAAGGCGACUUCAUGAACAUUCCCUUCGAAGACAACACCUUUGACGCGGUCUACGCUAUCGAAGCCACAGUCCACGCCCCGUCCCUACAAGACGUGUACUCCGAGAUCUUCAGAGUCCUCAAGCCUGGUGGCGUCUUUGGCGUCUACGAAUGGGUCAUGACGGAAAAGUACGACAACGAAGACCUCCGUCUGCGCAAGAUUCGCAUCGACAUCGAACAAGGAGACGGUAUCGCCAACAUGGUCAAAGCAUCAGAAGCUGUACGCGCCUUCCAAGCAGCGGGCUUCGAGAUGAUCCAGAACGAGGACAUGGCAGAGCGUCCGGAUCCGAGCCCGUGGUACUGGCCGUUGGACGCGGGUAGCUGGAGACACGCGCAGACGGUGGGCGACUUGCUCUACACCUUCCGCAUGACUGGGCUGGGACGGGCUUUUACGCAUGGGUUCCUUGGACUUAUGGAGACUUUGAGACUUGCCCCUCCUGGGAUGAUGAAGAUGUCAGAUAGCCUUUGUGUCGCUGCUGAUGCGCUUGUUCUCGGUGGCAAGGAGAAGAUUUUCACACCCAUGUACCUGAUGGUAGGACGCAAGCCUGCGAAACAGGAGUAG